Molecule: messenger RNA, 153 nt
Organism: Diversispora eburnea
Lineage: Eukaryota; Fungi; Glomeromycota; Glomeromycetes; Diversisporales; Diversisporaceae
Source: the annotation of a GenBank genome assembly
AUGGCUCUCGUUUCACUUCCUGAUUCUAACAUAGAAUUUAAUGAAAUAUGGAGAUAUUGUGAUAUCUGUGAUUCCGUCACUGGAGAAUCCGAAAUAAGAGAUAUAGGUGUUGUGGAUGAAGUAGAAGAAAGAGUUACAAGUCUUCGAGUAUAA